AUGGAUACAAGAACAGUCGGUAUACUUGGAGGUGGUCAAUUAGGAAGAAUGCUUGUUGAAGCAGCCAAUAGGUUAAAUGUCAAGACAAUAAUUCUAGAUGAAGCUGUCGAUUCACCUGCUAAACAAAUCUCAAACAGCAAGGAUCAUAUUAUCGGGUCAUUUAAUGAUCCCCACGCUAUUGAAGAAUUGGCAUCCAAGUGUGAUGUCUUAACUAUUGAAAUUGAACAUGUAAAUAUCGAAGCUUUAAAGAAUGUACAAACAAAGUAUCCAAAAUUGAAAAUAUAUCCAACAAUUGAAACUAUUUCUUUGAUUAAGGACAAAUUUCUUCAAAAAGGACAUUUGACUAAGAAUAGCAUCGCUGCAGUUAAAUCUAUACCCAUCCCGGAAAAUACAGUAGACAAUUUAAAACAAAUUGGGAAUGAACUAGGCUACCCAUUUGUAUUGAAAUCAAGGACGUUUGCCUAUGAUGGUAGGGGUAAUUUUGUCAUUAAAUCACAAGAUGAUAUAGUACAAGGGUUAGUGACGUUGAAAGACCGUCCCUUAUACGCUGAGAAAUGGGCACCAUUUAUAAAGGAAUUAGCUGUGAUGGUUAUACGCUCCAUUGAUGGAAAAAUAUUCUCGUAUCCAGUGGUUGAAACGGUACAUCAAGAUAAUAUUUGUCAUUUAUGCUAUGCUCCAGCUAGGGUUCCAGAUUCCAUCCAAGAAACGGCUAAAUUAUUAGCAGAGAAUGCUGUUCAAUCCUUCCGUGAUUGUGGUAUUUUUGGUGUCGAGAUGUUUUUAAUGGAAGAUGGUGAAUUAUUUGUCAAUGAAAUUGCUCCAAGACCUCAUAACUCCGGUCAUUACACUAUUGAUAGUUGUGUUACUUCCCAAUUUGAAGCUCAUUUAAGAUCAAUCCUAUCUUUACCAUUACCGAAGAACUUUACUCAAUUCGCUACAUCAAACACAAAUGCAAUCAUGUUGAACGUUUUGGGUGGAAAUACUGCUAAUUCAGAGUUAGAAUUUUGUAAAAAGGCAUUGGAAACGGCAGGAUGUUCAGUAUAUUUAUAUGGAAAAGAAUCGAGACCGAAAAGGAAAGUAGGUCAUAUCAAUAUUAUUUCCUCAUCCAUGAAAGACUGUGAAAGGAAACUGGAUUCAAUACUUGGUGUAUCAUCUACAAUUACUCCACAAUCAGAUCGUAAAUCACCUCUAGUGGGUAUAAUUAUGGGAUCCGAUUCGGAUUUACCUGUUAUGUCAGCUGGUUGUAAAAUAUUAGAACAAUUUGGAGUACCAUUUGAAGUUACUAUCGUUUCAGCACAUAGAACUCCUCAUAGAAUGAGCAAGUAUGCCAUUGAGGCCUCUCAAAGAGGUUUAAAGGCAAUUAUUGCAGGUGCAGGUGGUGCUGCUCAUUUACCUGGUAUGGUCGCUGCUAUGACUUCGUUGCCAGUAAUUGGUGUUCCAGUCAAGGGAUCGUGUCUGGAUGGUGUUGAUUCUUUACACUCUAUCGUACAAAUGCCAAGAGGUGUUCCAGUAGCAACUGUUGCAAUCAACAACAGUACCAAUGCGGCUUUACUCGCAGUAAGAAUAUUAGGAAGUUAUGAUAACAAAUAUUUUAAAUUGAUGAACGACUUCCUUCUAAAACAAGAAAAUGAAGUCUUACUAAAAGCUGAGACAUUAGAAAUGCUCGGUUAUGAAGAUUACUUAACGAAGGCCAAAUAG
Messenger RNA from Naumovozyma dairenensis CBS 421, 1695 nucleotides. It is a transcript of the gene ADE2, whose product is annotated as phosphoribosylaminoimidazole carboxylase ADE2. Gene Ontology annotation, molecular function: phosphoribosylaminoimidazole carboxylase activity; ATP binding; metal ion binding. The record is from RefSeq and is a predicted model, not a curated record. Bases 1 to 1695 code for a protein of 564 amino acids. Gene Ontology annotation, biological process: 'de novo' IMP biosynthetic process. The transcript has a single exon. NCBI's taxonomy places the organism in Eukaryota, Fungi, Ascomycota, Saccharomycetes, Saccharomycetales, Saccharomycetaceae.